This is a messenger RNA of Columba livia (rock pigeon), 4088 nucleotides long. It is a transcript of the gene AGPAT4, whose product is annotated as 1-acylglycerol-3-phosphate O-acyltransferase 4. The transcript has 9 exons. Gene Ontology annotation, molecular function: 1-acylglycerol-3-phosphate O-acyltransferase activity. The record is from RefSeq and is a predicted model, not a curated record. Gene Ontology annotation, cellular component: endomembrane system; mitochondrial outer membrane. Bases 240 to 1373 code for a protein of 377 amino acids. NCBI's taxonomy places the organism in Eukaryota, Metazoa, Chordata, Aves, Columbiformes, Columbidae.
GAAGGCGAGGGGCGCCCUUUUCUUCCCGGAGCCGCCCGGCGGGUGGAGCCUGGCGGCCCCGCCCGAGCCGGCCGCCUCCCGACGCGUGCAAACUAGUGGCAGUUGGUGCGGCUCGGCUGCCGCCCCGCCACCCGCCUGCUCCCGGCGCCUCAGAGCGGCACGCAUGCCAAGGCCCGGCGGCGCCAGGUUGUCUUCUGGAUUUUGGGUCUGAAGGUACCCUCUUGCUUUCCCAGCAAAUCAUGGACAUCGUUGGCUUUCUGAAGUCUCAAUUCAUUUGCCACCUUCUGAUCUGCUACAUAUUUAUAGUGUCAGGACUGAUCAUUAACUUCAUUCAACUCUUUACACUUAUACUUUGGCCAAUCAACAAGCAACUGUUCAGGAGGAUCAACUGCAGGCUGGCUUACUGCAUUUCAAGCCAGAUGGUGAUGUUGCUGGAAUGGUGGUCAGGCACCCAUUGCACCCUCUACACUGACCCAGAGAAUUACCACAAGUAUGGGAAGGAGAAUGCCAUCGUAAUCCUUAACCACAACUUUGAAAUCGACUUUCUCUGUGGUUGGAACUUUUGUGAAAGAUUUGGGGUCUUGGGGAGUGCCAAAGUGCUUGCAAAGAAGGAGCUCUCCUACAUGCCUAUCAUUGGCUGGAUGUGGUAUUUUCUAGAGAUAGUCUUCUGCAAGCGUAAGUGGGACGAAGAUCGGAAAACAGUCAUGCAGAAGUUGCUGAAUCUCCGGGACUACCCCGAAAACUUUUGGUUCCUCAUUCACUGCGAGGGCACAAGGUUCACGGAACAGAAGCACCAGAUUAGCAUGCAGGUAGCUGAAGCCAAAGGCCUGCCCAAGCUCAAGUAUCACCUGCUGCCACGAACAAAAGGAUUUGCUGUCACUGUGCAGUGUUUGAGAAAUGUAGUUUCUGCAGUCUAUGAUUCUACCCUCAAUUUUAGAAAUAAUGAGAAUCCAACAUUGCUGGGAGUUCUAAAUGGAAAGAAAUAUCAUGCAGAUUUAUACGUAAGGCGGAUUCCGCUAGAGGAAGUCCCAGAAGAUGAGCAGGAAUGUUCUAACUGGCUCUACAAUCUGUAUCAAGAAAAGGAUGCAUUCCAGGAAGUGUACUACCGAACAGGAGCCUACCCAGGAGUCCCUAUAGUGCCACCCCGACGACCAUGGACACUUUUGAACUGGCUUUUCUGGGCAUUAUUGCUGCUAUAUCCUUUAUUCAAGCUGCUCAUCAACAUGAUCAACAGUGGAUCAUCACUGACACUGGCUAGCUUUGCAUUUGUCAUUGUAAUGGCUUCUGUUGGUGUCAGAUGGAUGAUUGGCGUCACAGAAAUUAACAAGGGCUCCACCUAUGGCAACAAUGACAACAAGCAGAAACGAAAGUAGCGUCUUCAGAGACUGCUUCAAUCCAAAGGGAACAAAUGCAACUUCUGAAAACUCUAAAGUGCAUAUCAUGGUCCUUCAAGCGAGAUCAGAGGAAGGGAAGGGUAGGAUGAGCAAUCGCCAUGCAUAUCUGAUUUUGUGCUCCUGUUAUUUUUUCUCUGGGGGUUUGAGCUGGAUGACACACUUGAAAGAUGCACUCCUUCCUAUACUCUCCACAGCAGGUUUGCAUUUGUUUGGUUGGUUUUCCUAUAAAAUGUCUUAAGCUUUGAAGAAAAAAAAAAAUCCAGUGUUCUUGUAUGAUGAGACUCUACCUGGAAACUAAUCAGAGGUACAGGCUUUAUCUUAACUUGCUCUAAGGAAUGGGUGAAUGUCAAAAGAUUGUUACAAGAUGAUUAAAAUUGAUAGUUGUCUAGAUUACACGUUAACAGUUUAACAACCAUAAUCUGUCAGUGUUUAAAUGCAGUAAAGAUGCACUGCUUGGUUAUACCAGUAUUGGACUGAAGCACCUCUCCUGAACUGGCAGAGUUGUAGUAGAGUUUUAUUACAUCUAGAACUGAAUCCCACAGUGUGCACCACGUGGGCCCUUUGAAACUCCAGCCAGACCCCGCCUAAGGGCCGGCUUUGUUAGGUCGGAGCCUUGCAGUGGCAUAACUGGGAGUGGAAUUUGGCCUUGUGGCCUGAGCAGAGCUGUGUUACCCACUGCCACUUCUCUCCCGAGGCAAUACAUCAGAGGGAUAGCUGAAACCUGUAAUUUUUUUGAGAGUAAAUGCCAUUUAUAGUUUGAAAAAACUGAGGUAGUAAGUUCCUUUCAGCUUUAAACACUGAUUUUAAUUCUAGGCCUUCCUAACAAUGGUGGAAACAAAACUGGGUAUGCUGUAACUAAGUAAUGCAAAGCGUGCGUUAAAAGGUAAGCCCCCUACUGUUGUGAUCCCAAUUAGUCUGCUUGUCUGUCUUUUCAGAUAAAUUAGUUUACAUGGUGCCUCUUAACAGUCAGCCUGAGGUAAUACUUAAAUUAUCUUUUACUUUUAUUCUGGGGAGAAGAGGGGAAGUAGCAGAGAGACCUGGGGCAGUCAUGUGGCUUGGAGUUUUUUACGGCUGUCUGGACUUGCUUUUACACCCUUCUGAAUCAGAUAAAACCGGAGUCAAGCUCCUUGGGAAGAGCGUUCCUCUGCCGUUGCUGGUACGGGUUCCAGGGAAACGCCUAUUGUUUUUAAAACUUAAAGAGUUAAGAAUAUGCAAGUUACUAAAAAGAGUUGUUUAAAAAAAAAGGAAAAGGGAUUUCCAGCUUGCAGCAGUUACGAUUGAAAAAACCCCAAGCUUUAAAAGUCUAAACAUACUAAUACUGAGCAGUGAGGUUUAUGAUUGGCACUUCCAGUUAUGGUACAUUUUCACGGCACACAGGACUUAACUGUGAUAGUCUAGCAAUGAACAGCAAUUUUAGUUGUAUUAAUAACAGCUGGUAUAAAAAACAUUUCUCUUUUCCUAUAAUAAAGCUGAAGCCAGAAGAAACAGGGACUAAUACAACAGAAUAUGAAUCAGUCCAUGAAAUAUGCAUUUGCUGUUCAGUACAUCAUCAGAUCAUCUAGAAACAAGUCGCUUUAAAAUUCAACACCUAAAGAGCAGUUGUAGUAGUACUUCUAGCACGGGGUAAUAAGUAAACUUUUUUAAGUGGCAGCAGUAAAACAUACAACAUGAAGGAAGGAAUAGGCCUUGUGAAGUAUGAGUGUUUUUGGGGUUUUGGGUUUUUUUUUCCACACCUGUUUUAUGUACACAUGUAUUCUCUAUGCUCUCUAGCUUUCUGGAAUAGUUUAUAUGAUGUCAAGAACAUAAACAUGAGCUGUAGUGUAGUUUUUCAACACAUGAAACAGCCUGAGAUCAGAGAAUACUGCCACCCUUACAAAGUUAUUCUCUUAAUAAAGCACAUGCCAGCACCUCGACUUAAUAAAACAAUCUUAACAGUGGAAAACUGAGUAGUAAACUUGCAGUAGUGUCUGAAGGUCCAGCUGUCCCACAGUACUGCAUCAGGCGUGUCAGUGAGCUAGACCUGAAGACACUGUACACGAGGACUUGGAAAAUGAGUAGGGGGUGGGAGAGAAAGGCCAAGCUGGCAUUGCACUGUAAUCCUAACCUGGCAGAUACAGUGGGCUUUUCUCAGGGUGGUAAAAACCUAAACGCACAGAUGAGGGGUUCUGAGAAGCAAAUACAUAUUCAUGUAGUGAUAGAAAUGAGCUUUUUUUGCCUUUUUAAAGAGCCACUGAUCUAAUAUGCUGGUAGGGGCACAUUCAACAUUCCUUAUGAAUCUUAGUCCUUUCUAACUGCAUGCAGUGCCAGUUCUUCUAGAGGAAAAUACCAAACGUACGUAUUUCUGAAAGAGUGUUUAGACUAUUUCAUACUCAUUUCCCUGAGACCAACCUUUAGACCAGGCUGAGGGCCAAACACACCACUCCUGGAUCCAUCCUCCUGGGCACUUCCAGACAUCCCGGCACACAAGGACUGCACUGCUGGGCCCUUCCCACCUUCACUGGCAAAUGGAGAAAGUGUAAUGGUACUUGCUAAAGUUAAACCAGUCCAGUUCACUGUAUUAAAAGAAUGACAUAUGUAAUUAGGAAGCAGUGUUUGCCCCUCAUCCCCACAAGCAACUACUGUAUGUUCUACAACUGCCUUAACAAAAGUAGUCUUAAUGUUUGUUUAUAUAAAAAUAAAAGUAUAAAAAGCUAA